AUGGUGUACCUGAACUUGAGAGGCAAGAGGCUUCUAACUGGAAUCACAAUUUCCAGCGGAUUAGGGUUUGUUUUAUUUGGAUAUGACAACGGUGUUAUUGGUGGUCUGCUUACAGCUCCCGAUUUUGAAUCAACUUUUAAUCUCGAUGCUACGCUCCAAGGAGUGGUUACUUCAUUAUUCGAGUUGGGAUGUUUCUUUGGGUCUCUAUUCACAGCAGCUGCGGGCGGUCGAUUAGGCCGCCGAACUCUCGCACAUCUUGGUACACUAUCCAUUACCAUCGGUGCCCUUCUUCAGGCCUCCAGUUUCUCUGUUGGUCAGUUGAUGGUCGGUCGCAUCGUUGCUGGCAUCGGUCUUGGCCUUAUAUCUAGCAAUAUCGCUAUCUGGCAGUCAGAAACGGCUCCGGCGAAUGUGCGCGGCACAUUGGUUGCGUGCUCUUUGAGUUUCCUUAUUGUCGGCCAGCUUUUAGCGAACUUGAUUGACUACGGCAUGAAUAACUAUUCUGGUCCCGUCACAUGGCGCUUUCCAAUUGCCUUUCAAGCGGUUCUAGCACUUCUAAUGAGCGCCCUAUUAUUCUUUAUGCCUGAAUCUCCUCGAUAUCUCAUAAUGAAGGAUCGCAUUGAAGAAACCGUCACAGUUCUUCAAGCUCUCAAAGACACCAACGAUAGAGAUACGGUAGCCGCCGAGAUUGCAGAGAUCAAGGAGGCUCUUUUGCUAGAACUCAACGCUCAAAAAAGUUGGACAGAUCUUUUUAAGAGUGACAAGGUUAAGUCCCGCCGCCGCGUCAUCAUUGCUUGCAUUGUCAACUUAAUGCAAGACCUGAGUGGAAGCACUCCGAUAGCAUAUUAUACGACUUUUAUAUUUCAAAAUUCCGUUGGUUUCUCUCGGCAUUUGUCGUUGCUUAUGUCAAUCUUUCUCCAGCUGUGGUUUCUUUUGGCCUCAACACUCACAUGGUGGCUGAUUGAGCGUGUUGGGCGUCGAAGACUGUUCAUGCUCUCAGCUUGCUGUAUGGGUAUGGUUAUGGCAGUUGUUGCAGCGAUGCUCGCCGUCAAUACUCGAACUUCCGGAAUUGUCGCCGUUGUCAUGAUUUUUGCGUAUCAGGCCUUUUUCACAUGGGGAUUCAUGGGUGGUGUCUGGGCCUAUGGACCGGAAAUUUUACCACUUGAAUAUCGAUCAAAAGGAAUGGGUCUUGCAACUGCCACCCUUUGGCUGUUUUCUUUCGUGAUGGUUGAGAUUGUCCCAUCAAGCAUAUCCAACAUAGGAUGGAAAACUUACAUCAUUUUUGCUGUGUUUAACUUCUCAUUCAUUCCUAUAAUCUAUUUAUUCUUCCCGGAGACCAAGGGCCUUAGCCUAGAGCUGGUAGAUCUUGCUUUCAUGGACGAUACAAUGUCUCCGGUCAAGCGGGCUAAGGAACUGCACAAGAUGAUUGCAUCUGGCGAAGAAUUGACACUAAGGACAGAAGUGGGAGGAAAAGAUGUUGAUAUUGUGCAUGUGGGAGAAUAA
Messenger RNA from Trichoderma virens Gv29-8, 1500 nucleotides. RefSeq lists its product as uncharacterized. Gene Ontology annotation, cellular component: membrane. Lineage: Eukaryota; Fungi; Ascomycota; Sordariomycetes; Hypocreales; Hypocreaceae. Gene Ontology annotation, biological process: transmembrane transport; carbohydrate transport. Gene Ontology annotation, molecular function: carbohydrate:proton symporter activity. The record is from RefSeq and is a predicted model, not a curated record. The transcript has 5 exons. Bases 1 to 1500 code for a protein of 499 amino acids.